Aspergillus fijiensis CBS 313.89 is the source of this 951-nucleotide messenger RNA. Its product is annotated as ubiquinol--cytochrome-c reductase catalytic subunit CYT1. Lineage: Eukaryota; Fungi; Ascomycota; Eurotiomycetes; Eurotiales; Aspergillaceae. The transcript is spliced from 5 exons. Gene Ontology annotation, biological process: mitochondrial electron transport, ubiquinol to cytochrome c. The record is from RefSeq and is a predicted model, not a curated record. Bases 1 to 951 code for a protein of 316 amino acids. Gene Ontology annotation, molecular function: electron transfer activity; heme binding.
AUGCUGGGCCGUACUGUUUUGCGCAGCGUGCCCUUCCGGGGUGUCGCACGUCAGACCUUGAGCAAGACCUCCACGCGUGCGUCUUCCUCUGCCGCCGGUCCCGAAUCCGCCAGCUCCCCCUUCAACCUCACACUCACUGCCUCGGCCGCCACCGCCGUCGCUAUCGGAUCGGCCGCCUAUCUCUAUGGCCAAGAGGCUCACGCCAUGACGCCUGCUGAGGAGGGUCUGCACGCUACCGCAUACCCUUGGGAGCACGCCAAGUGGAACAAGACAUUCGAUCACGCCGCUCUCCGCCGUGGUUUCCAGGUCUACCGUGAAGUCUGCGCCAGCUGCCACUCCCUGACUCGUGUGCCCUGGCGCUCGUUCGUCGGUGUCCUCCACACCGUCGAUGAGAUGAAGGCCAUGGCCGAAGAGUACGAGUACGACACCGAGCCCAACGACCAGGGUGAGAUUGAGAAGCGCCCCGGAAAGCUGUCCGACUACAUCCCCGCCCCCUACCCCAACGAGGAGGCCGCCCGUGCUGCCAACGGUGGUGCUCUACCCCCGGAUCUCAGCUUGAUCGUCAAGGGCCGUCACGGUGGCUGCAACUACAUCUUCAGUCUGUUGACUGGCUACCCCGACGAGCCCCCAGCUGGUGUUGUUCUCGGUGAGGGCAUGAACUUCAACCCCUACUUCCCCGGUACCGGUAUUGCUAUGGGUCGUGUUCUCUUCGACGGUGUCGUCGAGUACGAGGACGGCACCCCCGCCACCACCUCCCAGAUGGCCAAGGACGUCGUCGAGUUCCUCAACUGGGCCGCCGAGCCCGAGAUGGACGACCGCAAGAAGAUGGGUGUCAAGGCCAUCACCCUUCUGACCGGUCUCUUCGCCCUGAGCGUCUGGGUCAAGCGUUACAAGUGGUCCCCGAUUAAGACGAGAAAGAUCGUGUACAGCCCCCCCGUUUCCCGGCGCUAG